Messenger RNA from Polyodon spathula (Mississippi paddlefish), 510 nucleotides. RefSeq names its product basic phospholipase A2 caudoxin-like. The transcript has a single exon. The record is from RefSeq and is a predicted model, not a curated record. Gene Ontology annotation, biological process: lipid catabolic process; phospholipid metabolic process; arachidonate secretion. The coding region runs from base 1 to 510 and encodes 169 amino acids. Gene Ontology annotation, molecular function: phospholipid binding; calcium ion binding. Lineage: Eukaryota; Metazoa; Chordata; Actinopteri; Acipenseriformes; Polyodontidae.
AUGAAGUGUGUUUUCUUGGUAAGCCUAUUCUUCGCCAACCAUCUCGUUUUGGAUUUCUCGCUGGCGGAGGCUUCAUGUCGGCGUCUGGUCCGCAAAGACCGUAGUCUUUUAGACCUUGGCUCAACUUUUUUGUGCUACAAGAAGAGCGUUAACAUCACCUUGAACGAUCUGAAUGGUUACGGGUGCUACUGUGGAGCUGGGGGCUACGGCGACGCGACGGACUUCUACGAUGACUGCUGCUUUAAGCACGACUGCUGCUAUGCAAACGCCCGAAUUAAGCUGAAGUGCGGCUUCAGGGUGAAGUUAAUGCCUUACAAGUACAAGUGCACCCAAGGCCGGACUGAAUGCAAAAGCGAAAACGCCUGCGGCUGGGAGGCUUGCGAGUGUGACAGGGUGUUCUUAGAGUGUUUGACUGGUUUCAAACCAAACCCUCAAUACAUGCACUACGAUAAGAAACGCAAAUGUCAUGGACCCGCGAAGUCUUGCCCGUUGGAGACAGAGCUAAAGUAG